AUGCCCGGCAAGACGCCCAAGAGCAACGGCAACGAGCCGAUCGAAAACGGCAUCAGGAGUAACGGCGACAUCGACAUGAAAGACGCUGGUAAGACCAAAGGCAAGAAGGGCGCUAAGGAUGGGGAUGAGGAGAUGACAGUUGUAGUGCCUCCCUCCAAGGGUUCAAAACAGUCAUCCAAGCAGCCUCACGAUGCUGACGGUGACGUGUCAAUGGGUGGUGAGGACACGGCCGAUGGCAACGAGGUCAAGGUUGAUCCUGUUGUCCAAACAGUAACAGAUAUCAAGAGCAACUUCGCAUUAUUAGAUCGAGCUGUUGCGCUGUUCGAUUCCAGAUUUUCUCUACGGGCCCUCCGAUCCAUCUCCCUCAUUCGCAAGCGCCUGACUGCGGACAUAGUUGGUCAGGCCAUCGUCGAGACCUUCCCAGCUACUGUUACAUCUGGCAACGUUGCGAAGAGCCUCCUCGUUGCUAUCGGUCGGGAAAGCAUGCCUCUGGGCCGCCAGCCUGGUUCCGAUAUGGAGAUUGACUCUGGCGAUGCCAAGGCCCCCAAGAACGGCAAGAAGGAAACCAAGGAAAUCAUCCCAGAAAUUGACAUUUUCCUCGGUAUUCUCAUCCAGGUCUACCUCUUUGACACAAAGAAGUAUCAGCAGGGUGCGGAUUUCUCCCGAUACCUCUCGGAUCGCAUUCAGUCUCUGAACCGCCGCACUCUUGACUGUCUUUCCGCCAAGGUCUACUUCUACUACUCGCUUUUCUGCGAGCACAUGGCACCGCUGCCGCCAUCCCCCGAAUCCCCCAUUGUUUCCAUCCGACCAACUCUGCUAGCCGCUUUACGAACCGCCGUCCUACGAAAAGACAUCGACACACAAGCAUCAGUCAUUGUGCUACUCCUCCGCAACUAUCUCUUGACGUCCCACAUUAGCCAAGCUGAUUUGCUUGUUUCCCACACCCAGUUUCCCGAGAAUGCUGUCAACAACCAGGUGGCCCGUUUCUUGUACUACCUUGGUCGCAUCAGGGCGAUCCAGCUGCGAUACACGGAGGCGCACGAGCAUCUCACGGCGGCCACCCGCAAGGCCCCGUCGAGCAAUUGUGCUGUUGGCUUUUCACAGACGGCAACUAAGCUUCUGAUGGUUGUUGAAUUGCUGAUGGGUGACAUCCCCGAGCGAGCAACUUUCCGCCAACCUGCCCUGGAGGAUGCUCUUCACCCCUACUUCUUGCUUGUGCAAGCUGUCCGCGUUGGCAACCUCGAGGAUUUUGAGACGACGAUUGCCGACCAUGCCGAUACAUUCCGACGUGACGGAACCUAUUCGCUCAUCCUCCGCCUCCGCCAGAAUGUCAUCAAGACAGGCAUCCGCAUGAUGUCUCUGUCUUAUUCUCGUAUCUCGCUUCGGGACAUCUGUAUCCGCCUGCAUCUCGGUAGUGAAGAGUCUGCCGAAUACAUUGUAGCAAAGGCUAUUAGAGAUGGCGUUAUUGAAGCCACUCUGGACCGGGAGCGAGGCUUCAUGAAGAGCAAGGAAGUCGGGGAUGUCUAUGCCACGAGAGAGCCUGGUGAGGCCUUCCACGACCGAAUUCGGGCAUGUCUCGCCCUUCACGACGAGAGUGUCAAGGCCAUGCGUUUCCCAAUGAAUCAACACCGACUGGAACUUAAGAAUGCUCAAGAGGCCCGAGAGCGCGAGCGUGAAAUGGCCAAAGAGAUACAGGAGGGUGAUCUAGACGAGGAUGAUUUGGGCGGAGAUUUUGAUGGCAUGUAA
Molecule: messenger RNA, 1746 nt
Organism: Pochonia chlamydosporia 170
Lineage: Eukaryota; Fungi; Ascomycota; Sordariomycetes; Hypocreales; Clavicipitaceae
Product: 26S proteasome non-ATPase regulatory subunit 3
Exons: 3
Coding region: 1-1746 (581 amino acids)
Biological process (GO): ubiquitin-dependent protein catabolic process; regulation of protein catabolic process
Cellular component (GO): proteasome complex; proteasome regulatory particle, lid subcomplex
Molecular function (GO): enzyme regulator activity
Source: RefSeq, a predicted model, not a curated record